AUGGUAGGAUACCCUCUGCCUCGUGGUAGACCCGAGUCGUGUGAGGAGAAGCUGUCUUCAUCCGCGGGCGCAAAUGGGGCUCCCAAGUCCAGCCCGGGCACAAACCCCCUCCCGCCGGAGUCUCCAAAGCGACCUCGUCACUGUCAGAUUGGCCAGGCCGGGACCUACCGAAGUAUCCGCUCGCUGGACCCAGGUCGAGGGUCGAGGUCGGUCGUUCCAAGUUCCAAGUUUCAAGGUCCCCUCCUGUCUGGCCGGGCCAUUAUCCUGGCAUGGGACAUACCAAGUCCAACAGGAUCAUCCAUCGGUCCUGGACUCGUCGGUGACGGCCGAUCACCCGCCGGACCCCCAUUGAUCCCGGAAGAAUGUGCGCUCUGGAUUUCCGCCCCUCGUUCAUGCACCGCAGGCAUGGAUCCCGAGGCGUACAACAGGGCCGGGGUCGAUGUGGCUAGGGUUCCCUCGCAGGUUCGCAUGUACCUGCGACGUACCCCUUCUACAUGA
Penicillium canariense is the source of this 498-nucleotide messenger RNA. RefSeq lists its product as uncharacterized. Bases 1 to 498 code for a protein of 165 amino acids. Lineage: Eukaryota; Fungi; Ascomycota; Eurotiomycetes; Eurotiales; Aspergillaceae. The transcript is spliced from 2 exons. The record is from RefSeq and is a predicted model, not a curated record.